Sphenostylis stenocarpa is the source of this 966-nucleotide messenger RNA. NCBI's taxonomy places the organism in Eukaryota, Viridiplantae, Streptophyta, Magnoliopsida, Fabales, Fabaceae. The record is from the annotation of a GenBank genome assembly.
AUGAGUAACUAUUUGUUCAGGAAAAAGCCCAAAAUAUUUUAUUCGUCACGGUCUCUGCAAAAUAGGUAUUUGAAGGUUUCUUAUGGAGAGCUACAUGAAGCAACCAAUGGAUUUUCUUCGUCCAAUUUAGUAGGUGCUGGUAGCUAUGGUUCCGUGUACAGAGGAUAUCUUCUCCAUUUUGAACAAUCUGUUGCAGUAAAGGUCUUGAAUCUUGAAGCUUGUGGGGCGUCAAAGUGUUUCACAGCUGAAUGCAAGGCUCUAGAAAAGAUCAAGCACCAGAAUGUACUUAACAUCCUGACUUAUUUUUCAGAAAGUUUGUUGCACAGCGACGAAGUGCUCGAAUCUAGAAAUUUAAAUAUCAACCUUCAACUUAGGGUAAAUAUUGCUCUUGAUGUUGCUAAUGCAUUGGAUUAUCUUCAUCAUGGUUCUGAGCAAGCUGUAGUCCACUGUGAUAUUAAACCAAGCAACGUUCUUAUUGAUGAUGACUUUGUUGCCCACUUAGGGGAUUUUGGGUUAGCAAGGCUCCUUAAUGUGGUCAUGGGACAUGCGAGUAGAGAUCAGGUUAGUUCGUCAGCAAUUAAAGGAACCAUUGGAUAUGUUCCCCCAGAGUACGGGGCAGGUGUUCGAGUAUCACCACAAGGAGAUAUUUACAGCUACGGAAUUCUUGUUUUGGAGAUGCUCACGGGAAAGAAACCUACAGAUGACAUGUUUGGUGAGGGUCUAACCCUACACAAAUUCUGUAUGAUGGCAAUUCCUGAAGGAAUCCCUGAAAUAGUAGAUUCACGUUUGCUUGUACCAUAUACUAGAGAAGGAACAGGGGUGGUCAUGGACACUAACAUCAGAGAGUGUUUGGCGUCCUUUGCUAGGAUUGGAGUAGCAUGUUCUGCAGAAUUGCCUGUUCGGCGGUUGGGCAUAAAAGAUGUGGUAAUGGAGUUGAAUGCAAUCAAACAGAAGCUGUCUUUCUAA